Molecule: messenger RNA, 2291 nt
Organism: Sus scrofa (pig)
Lineage: Eukaryota; Metazoa; Chordata; Mammalia; Artiodactyla; Suidae
Source: RefSeq, a predicted model, not a curated record
GGCGGCAGAGCGGAGGCCUCGUGCCCUAACGGCCAUCGCGGUGGCCGCGGUGGCAUCCCGGUGCCCUCCUCAGUGCAGAAGCUGCUGAAAAAUGGCAGAAGAAGUGGUGGUAGUAGCCAAAUUUGAUUAUGUUGCACAACAAGAACAAGAGCUUGACAUCAAGAAGAAUGAGAGACUAUGGCUUUUGGAUGAUUCUAAGUCCUGGUGGCGAGUACGAAAUUCGAUGAAUAAAACAGGUUUUGUGCCUUCUAACUAUGUGGAAAGGAAAAACAGUGCCCGGAAAGCAUCUAUUGUAAAAAACCUAAAAGAUACCUUAGAUUCUGUUAGAGUUCGGGGGAAAAUGUUAUGGGAAGAAAGAAGCCUCAGGAAAACUUUCUAUUGCCUGGGUGUGGGCCACGUCACAUGGAUCGGGUGUGGGGAGUUUCAUGUUGCAGAACCAGGAAGUUUAUACUGAGAAUUCUCCUGAGCUGGGUUAACAAACUGACAAAAGAGAGCACGGGAUUUUUUUCAAAAUGGAUUGGUUCAACGUCUUUAAAGAUUUUUUCAGCAUUGGAAAAGUGAAAAGAAAACAUAGUGUGCCAGAUUCUGCAUCUCCUGCUGAUGAAAGCUUUGUUGACCCAGGGGAACGUCUCUAUGAUCUCAACAUGCCUGCUUAUGUGAAAUUUAACUACAUGGCAGAGAGAGAGGAUGAAUUGUCAUUGAUAAAAGGGACGAAGGUGAUUGUCAUGGAGAAAUGCAGUGAUGGUUGGUGGCGCGGUAGCUACAAUGGACAAAUUGGAUGGUUUCCUUCAAACUAUGUAACUGAGGAAGGUGACAGUCCUUUGGGUGACCAUGUGGGUUCCUUGUCAGAGAAAUUAGCAGCAGUCGUCAAUAACCUAAAUACUGGACAAGUGUUGCAUGUGGUACAGGCUCUUUACCCAUUCAGCUCCUCCAAUGAUGAAGAACUUAAUUUCGAGAAAGGAGAUAUAAUGGAUGUUAUUGAAAAACCUGAAAAUGAUCCUGAGUGGUGGAAAUGCAGGAAGAUCAAUGGAAUGAUUGGUCUGGUGCCAAAAAACUAUGUUACCAUUAUGCAGAAUAAUCCAUUAACCUCGGGUCUAGAACCAUCACCUCCACAAUGUGAUUACAUUAGGCCUUCACUCACUGGAAAAUUUGCUGGCAAUCCAUGGUAUUAUGGCAAAGUCACCAGGCACCAAGCAGAAAUGGCAUUAAAUGAAAGAGGCCGUGAAGGUGAUUUCCUCAUUCGUGAUAGUGAAUCUUCGCCAAAUGAUUUCUCUGUAUCACUAAAAGCACAAGGGAAAAACAAGCAUUUUAAAGUCCAACUAAAGGAGACUCUCUACUGCAUUGGGCAGCGUAAAUUCAGCACGAUGGAAGAACUUGUAGAACAUUACAAAAAGGCACCAAUUUUUACAAGUGAACAAGGAGAGAAAUUAUAUCUUAUUAAGCAUUUAUCAUGAUAUUGUUGACCAGAAGUGACUGCUACACAGUUGUAAUUCAUCAUGUAAUUGAAGACUGAGAAAAUGUCAGUCCAGUCAUGCUUGAUUGGAAAGUGCUGUUUCUAACUCUAUGAGAAUUGACUGUAAUACAUAAGUAUUUUUUAUUAUAACUCGGCACAUACAUAUAUUUACUACAUAUGCCAAGCAUCUGCAUAGAGCAAUUCCUUAUCCUUGGUCUUCUGUUUUAUUGGGAUUUUUUUGGCUGUUUUUCUCUUUGCUUCUAAUAGUAAGGUUUUAUAUUUUGAAAAAAUGAUGCAAGUCAAAAGUCUUUAUAUGGAAGAAUUUCUUUAUUGCCUCUUUAUUUCUGUGUAAGGGCACCACCUUAGUUACUUCUGCAAUGGUUUCUCAUCAUAUAAAAUUAUUAUAUCAAUUAUAUCAAUAUAUGGCAUAUGCUAAAAUAAAUUUCUUGGAGAGUUAAUCUUUUCUGUGACUAAAUAGCAAUAAUAAAUGGAAAAUUAGAAAUUAUUUUCAGGUAUUGUAUUUGUCUCAAGCCAUUGUAAAUAUCAAGUAUGUUGUGUCUGCCAUUAUUCAAAACUCAUUCGUUGUCUUCAGUGUAAAACAAAACAUAUGGGACAUAGGUUAGAAAACAUUAUAUACAAUUUAAUUUUACAACUACUGGAAACAAAAAUCUCUAAAUUCCUAAUAGUUUUGGAGGGGGGUUCUUCUAUCUGUUUAUGCAAGAGAACAAGGCAGUCUCUGAGAUAAUUAGCUUUUCAAACUGUGAAUGGAUGCUUUAGUGUUAUUUCACCAAAGUGUCUUGUAUUUGAAUACAUUACCUGUGUCAAUGUGAAAAAAAAA